AUGAUCCGCGCCACUAUCGUCUUCGCCUGCUUGGCCGCCGUCGCCUUCUCCGCUCCAAUCCCAGAGGUUCCAGAGAACUACGAGGACAUCCCAGCCGAGUACAAGUCUCUUAUCCCAGCCGAGGUUGCCGAACACCUCAAGUCCAUCACCCCAGAAGAGAAGGCCAUCCUCAAGGACGUCGCCAAGGGAUACAAGGACUUCAAGAGCGAGGAUGACUUCUUGAACGCCCUCAAGGAAAAGUCUCCAGCUCUCCACGAGAAGGCCUCCAAGCUCCACCAAAUCGUCAAGGACAAGGUCAACUCUCUCAACGAUGAGGCUAAGGCUUUCGUCAAGAAGGCUAUCGCUGAAGGACGCAAGAUCCACGCUCAAUACUUGGCUGGAGAGAAGCCAUCCCUCGACACCCUCAAGGCCACCGCCAAGACCCACAUCGAAGCCUACAAGGGACUCUCCCAGGAUGCCAAGGACUCCAUCUCAAAGGAAUUCCCAAUCCUCACCGGAUUCUUCAAGAACGAGAAGGUUCAAGCCAUGGUUGGACAAUACAUCAACUAG
Molecule: messenger RNA, 549 nt
Organism: Caenorhabditis briggsae
Lineage: Eukaryota; Metazoa; Nematoda; Chromadorea; Rhabditida; Rhabditidae
Gene: Cbr-far-1
Product: Protein CBR-FAR-1
Exons: 4
Coding region: 1-549 (182 amino acids)
Molecular function (GO): lipid binding
Source: RefSeq, a predicted model, not a curated record